GGCUGCUCCCGGCGGGCCUAAGCCUUUGAGUCACCGGUGACAGGUGGAGGCGACAGCAGGCUCCAGACCUGCUUGUUCCGGCGGGUGGACUGGACGGGCUGACUUUGGCCGCUGCCCUUUCUCUGCUCUUGCUGACCUUGGCCCAGGGUCGGAGCCGAUGGCGGCUUGGGCCGUUGUCAGCCUGAGCAGGACCCCUGCACCGUGCUUGCUGGCUCUAGGUCCUGCAGCCCGGGCGGCUCUUCCGUGCGCCUCCUCUGGCUCCCAGCCUCACCUCCCGGGCUGUAGCCCUGUUCUGGGCCGGACGCUGCAUCUCACCAGGGUAUCGCCCGCCGGGCACAACAAGUGGUCCAAAGUCCGACAUAUCAAGGGUCCAAAGGACACUGAAAGGAGUCGCAUCUUCUCCAAGCUUGCUUUGAGCAUCCGCUUAGCGGUUAAAGAAGGAGGCCCCAACCCUGAGCUCAACAGCCACCUGGCCCAUAUCUUAGAGGUGUGUCGCAACAAGCACAUGCCCAAAUCAACGAUUGAGGCAUCGCUGAAAAUGGAGAAAACCAAGGACAUUUAUUUGUUGUAUGAGGGUCGAGGCCCUGGUGGCUCUUCUCUGCUCAUUGAGGCAUUAUCUAGCAGUGGCUCCAAGUGCCAUUCGGACAUCAAACAUAUCCUCAACAAGAAUGGGGGAAUGAUGGCCGAAGGAGCUCGCCACUCCUUUGACAAAAAGGGGGUGAUCGUGGUUGGAAUGGAGGACAGAGAGAAGAAAGAAGUAAACCUAGAGCGUGCGCUGGAGCUGGCGAUUGAAGCAGGAGCUGAGGAUGUCAAGGAAACUGAAGAUGAAGAGGAAAAAAACAUUUUUAAAUUUAUUUGUGAUGCCUCUUCACUGCAUCAAGUGAGGAAGAAACUGGACUCCCUGGGCUUGUGUCCUGUGUCCUGUACACUAGAGUUCAUCCCCAACACAAAGGUGCAGCUGGCUGACCCUGACCUGCAGCAGGCCGCCCAUCUCAUCCAGGCGCUUGGUAACCAUGAGGACGUGAUCCAGGUCUAUGACAACAUCGAGUAACCAGACUAUAUGUGCCCUCCAGCUCCUUCCUAAGCAAGUGGCAGCUCGUUCUGGAGCACAGGCUUCUACAGUGCCCUCUAAGACUGAAGCACAUUGGGGGCCUAGCAGGUUCAAAGGCAUAAGACCUGCAGCUUUGUGGACACAGGAAUCCCCAUACUUCUCUGGGGCCUCUGUCAGCUCUGCUGGUGUCUCAGCCCUUUUGGAUGAACCCACCUCCCCCCCGCCCCCACACACACACACACUCCCUCCUGGAUGCAGAGUGGGGCUAGUCAGCUGGUUAGACUGUGAUCUCAGGAAGUUGGCCCUUCUGGGGAUGGGAGGUGCUGUGAGGGCCCAUGUACUAGAAACUGAUCUUAAAUAAUAACAGUGAUCUGGGUU
This is a messenger RNA of Miniopterus natalensis, 1429 nucleotides long. RefSeq names its product translational activator of cytochrome c oxidase I (gene TACO1). NCBI's taxonomy places the organism in Eukaryota, Metazoa, Chordata, Mammalia, Chiroptera, Miniopteridae. Gene Ontology annotation, cellular component: mitochondrion. The record is from RefSeq and is a predicted model, not a curated record.